Messenger RNA from Clupea harengus (Atlantic herring), 2373 nucleotides. RefSeq names its product arrestin domain-containing protein 4. NCBI's taxonomy places the organism in Eukaryota, Metazoa, Chordata, Actinopteri, Clupeiformes, Clupeidae. The record is from RefSeq and is a predicted model, not a curated record. Gene Ontology annotation, molecular function: ubiquitin-like ligase-substrate adaptor activity. Gene Ontology annotation, cellular component: cytoplasm; plasma membrane. Gene Ontology annotation, biological process: protein transport.
AUUUCCUGUUUGUCUCAGCGUGGCGGCCGCGGGAGGGUGUUCCAGAAUGAGGGAAAUGUGCUGUGGUAACUUCACGAAAAUCCACGCGCAUGUUUAUGGUCAAUUAGUACAUUUAGCACAGCUGGCAUAUGUCUUUGAAAACAUUUGUUACUCAUGAAGUAUUAGACAGUCUCCAGAAAACAGCGAGUCAAGUCAGUGUUUCAUCAUGCAGGAAAAAGUGAAAACGCUGGGCAUUUUCUUGAGUAAUGAACAGAAGAGUGGAUACUGUGCCGGCGAAGCUGUAUCUGGAUAUGUUCUGGUUGAAGUGUCUACAGUGACAAAUAUCAAAGGCAUCAAGCUAGAAGUCAGUGGACUUGCCCAGGUUUGUUGGAAUGAUGGACCUCAACGAGAAUCAUUGCGAUCAUCUGCAAGACCCCCUUUGUCCCAACAUGUCAAGGAGGAGAUUGAAUGCCUCUCAAUUUCCAAGACUAUUUUUGAACCAACAGAUUCAGAAGGCUGGAUCAGUCUCAGUGCAGGGCGCCAUGAGAUUCCCUUUCAAUUUGAGUUGCCUACGAGACCCCUGGUGUCCUCUUUCUCUGGGAAGUAUGGAAGUGUAAAGUACUGGAUGACUGCUGUGUUGCAGAGGCCUCCAUAUCACAAUCAAAUUGUCAGCAGAGAUUUCCCAGUCAUUGCUCAUGUCGAUGUGAAUUCCCCACUGCUGCUGUGUCCGGUUUCGAUAAAUGGUGAAAAAAUGAUUGGCACCUGGAUUUUCACGUCUGGGCCUAUCUCACUGAGAGUGAACAUCGAGCGGAAGGGUUACUGCAAUGGAGAGUCCAUCCCCAUAUAUGCGGAGAUUGAGAACUGCUCGUCUCGUCUGAUCGUGCCGAAAGCGGUCAUCUGUCAGACGCAGACCUACCUGGCCGGCGGGAAGACCAGGAGCUGCAGGCAGGUGGUGGCGAGUGUGAGAGGAAACCAUGUCCCCUCUGGCAGCUCCGACGUCUGGAACGGAAAACAACUGAAGAUCCCGCCCAUCUCUCCCUCUGUCCUGAACUCCUCCAUCAUCAGAGUGGACUACUCCCUCGCAGUAAUCAUUCAGAUCCCAGGGGCCAGGAAGCUGAAAGUGGAGCUGCCCGUAGUGAUCGGCACCAUCCCUUUCAAUGGGUUAGGGAGCCGCAGCUCCAGCAUGAGCAGCCAGUUCAGCAUGGACAUGAGCUGGCUCACACUCGCUCUUCCAGACCUGCCUGAAGCCCCACCUAACUAUGCAGACGUUGUGACGGAGGCAGAGUUUGAUCUUCACAGACCCUCCUCCCACCAGUCUGAGGAGCUGGAAAGGCAGUUGGAGGGGCCGGCCUUCGCCUACGUCCAGGAGUUCAGAUUUCAACCCCCUCCUUUUUAUUCUGAGGUGGAUCCACACCCACCGCAAGGCGAAGUUUGAUUGAGCAUCUGAAUACUGGGUCAUUGGAAGUCAAUAUUUACAGUGUGCCUUCCAUGAACAGUUCCUGAACCCUGAGAUUGUAAGGUCACAGUGUAGUCUUCUUGGCCUGCUGAGCAAUCACUGUACUACGGUCUUAAUCAUCAUUUCACAUAAAUGCAUUAGACAAUGGAAAUUCGAUUUAUUAGAAUAAGGCACUUUAAAAUGCACAACGGUACACUUCCAGUGUUCCGGACUUAACUUUGAGAGGUGUGAUUUCCAUGUGAACCUGGCUGUGAGGGUGUUGCAUUAUGUUUUCUGACUUUACUGUCUAAGGACGAACAAAAAGGGAAGUGUUUAUGUGGAGAGCAUAGUGCCUUAAUCUCUGCAGAUGGCUGGAUCUGGAUUGGGUUUUUUAUUUUUUAUAUUAUGAGCUUGUGUAAACAGUGCCUUAAUUCUAAUCGGACGGUACCAAUGUGCACCUUGAAAGAAUAUCUGCCGUCAUAUCUUUUAUGUGCCAAAUGUAGCAUCUUGAUGCAGGUCUUGAGUUUAGCAAACCUGGGUUGGAUUUAUGCAAAGAAUGUAUUGCCUAUACUUUAACACUGAGAAGAAUGUCAGACAUCAGUCACACCGAGGAGUUGUUUUUUCACUACAUACACAACUGUGAGGGCACUUUAAUGUUUUGUGGGUGAACUCAAAGGUGUCAGGAGCUCUGUAUGUUUUUGUGACUCAUUUUAAAAGGGAAAACGCUCCAUUCAGACCCAUGUUAAGGUCUUGUAUGAAUUUAAAAGCUGGAAUUCAUAUCAACAAAGUAUGCAGAACAUGCAUAAUGUUUAUAGUUGAAAUGUAAUAGAAUGACACAUUGUUGUUCAUGCAUUUGUCAUUGUGAACCCAAUGGGUUUCUUACUUUAUACUUUUGUACGUAAGAAUUGAGCGGCCUUUACUCCUCAACAUAAUAAAGUGAUUGUUACAAGAAUUGAAAA